GUCCACCCAAUUAUACUUGUACCAUCUUGGAAAAAACCUGGAGCAUCUGCCUGAACUGGAUUGUGCAUGCCAUUCUCUCUCUCAUUUUUUUUUUCCCUCUGCCCUGUGUCUUUGCCUCCUUGCCGUUGUUCCCCCCCCCCCCUUCCGAUCUGGACUGUGCUUGACGGCUGCUGACGCCUGAUUACCUAGCCCUUGGUGCUGUCGGCUGUGGGCAAUGAUCGAGGGGAGUGCGAGGUCUAAAACAACUCCCUGCGGCGCUUGACAUAUUGUAACCACGAGGGAUUGGAAUUGCACUUACCCGAUUGGUUCUCCGAGUGCACUGGGCUGUCGAGGCGGGGCAGACCGUAUGGGUGUUCGAGAUAACAACGUCCUAUCUAUCAAUCUGACUGCCUAUCAUUUCCAGAGAGUGCCGCGAAACCAACAUAUAAAAAGCUGGGAGAAGCCCAACGGUUCCCCGGUCCUGCUCAAGAACGAUUCGGGUGAAAUAUAAGAGAGACCAAUUGGACCUCUCACGAAGAAUAAACGAAAUACCCCUGCGAACUUUUGAAUAAGUCGCGCUUUUUUCGCUGCCUAUCACUCGGACGCGAAGGGAGCAAAGGAAUAUAUCCUUCACAAUGCAGCUGAGUCUCUUAUGGAAGGCGCCUGUCGUUAACCCGACGAACAACAAAGCCCAGUCGAUACCUGCCCUGAAUCCUUUUGACAAGUAUGGACGGACCUUCUUCUUCUCGACUUUCGGAUUCAUGAUUGCGUUCCUGUCAUGGUACGCGUUUCCUCCUCUGGUAGGUGCCUGGUCCAAAUUAUACACGCCGCCUCCCCCUCCCUUUCCGCCCCAAUGACUAAUUCACUUGGCUCCGUAGAUGUCGAAAACCAUCAAGAAAGACCUGGCUUUGACUCAGCCCGAAAUUGCAAAUUCCAACGUCCUUGCUUUGACCGCAACGUGGGUUCACGCUUUUAUUUGCUUCCCCGAUUAUUAUUUUUUUGCAUGGAAUUUACCUCUAACACUUUGUAUCUAGCCUCGUCGUCCGUCUCUUCAUCGGCCCUCUAUGCGACCGCUUCGGUCCCCGCCUCUGUUUUGCCGGGGUUCUGAUCGCUGGCGCAAUUCCCACCGCUCUUGCUGGGCUCGUGACCAACGCGACUGGUCUCCUUGCCCUCCGCUUCUUUGUGGGUGUCUUGGGAGCCACAUUUGUCCCUUGCCAGGUCUGGUCAACCGGUUUCUUCGACAAGAACGUCGUGGGAACCGCCAAUGGACUCAUGGCCGGUAUUGGUAACGCUGGUGGCGGCAUCACAUAGUGAGAACUCCCUUCCACGUGCUACACCUGAAUCAUAUGAGUCUAACCCGAACUCCCAGCUUCGUCAUGCCCGCCAUCUUUGACUCUUUGGUUCACGAACGCGGCCUGACUCCACACAAAGCCUGGCGCGUAGCCUUCAUUGUCCCUUUCAUCCUCAUUAUCUCAAUGGCCCUGGGCAUGAUCUUCCUCUGCGAAGACACGCCAACCGGUGCAUGGGCCGACAGACACAACUUUGUCCCACGCACGAUCGAAGGCAAAAUCGUGGAUGCGCCCGGAAACAUCGGCGACGUCCCCACCGCGGGCCAGGACACCAAGGGCACUUCAUACACCGAGAAGGACCAAAAGCCUAGUGACCCGGAGAACCUCAGCAGUAACGCAAGCAUAGACCUAGAAACCAUUGCUCAGAGCGAGGUCAUUCAGGCCCCUACUUUUAAGGAGGCCAUGCAGGUUAUUUUCUCGCUGCAAUGUCUCAUGCUCGCGGCACCAUAUGCUUGCUCGUUCGGUGGGGAGUUGGCGAUUAAUUCGAUUUUGGGGGCAUUCUAUCUCAAGAACUUCCCUUACCUCGGGCAGACGAACUCCGGAAGGUGGGCUGCCAUGUUUGGUCUUCUCAAUGUCUUCUUCAGACCCGCUGGUGGGAUCAUCGCGGACAUCAUUUACAGACAUACGAAGAGCGUUACGGCGAAGAAAUGGUGGCUUGUGUUCAUCGGCUGCAUGCAAGGUGUUUUCUGUCUGGCCAUCGGAAUCCUGAACCCACACAACGAAUCUACGAUGUUUGGACUUGUUGCGUAAGUCACCUGAUUCUCUCCAUCACUUCCCCCCACCCCCCUACUCUUUUUCGAUAUGCUAACAAUGGUUUAUACAGUGGGUUGGCAUUCUUCAUGGACGCUUCUAACGGCGCCAACUUCGCCAUAGUCCCGCACGUGCACCCCUUCGCCAAUGGAAUUCUAUCGGGAGUAGUCGGUGCGACGGGAAAUCUCGGCGGCGUCAUUUUCAGUGUCAUCUUCCGAUACAAUGGUGUAAGAUAUGACAAAGUCAUCAUGAUCAUCGGGGCAAUCUGCAUUGGGAUUAACCUGGGAAUCAGCUGGAUAAGGGUUAUCCCGAAGGGGCAGAUCGGUGGGAGAUAAGGAUCCCCGUCUUUUCCUCGAGUAAUAAUUUCUAGCCAGAAUGUUUUGUAUUUAUUUUCUCCUUCUUUAUGAUUGGAUCAUGAGUAAUUCUGGUGUUUUCUGUAUUUCUUUCCUCCCCCCCUCCCCCUUUCCUGACUUGUACUUGUCGGGGGAGCUCCUUGGGUAGAGAAAACUGUAUCUAUUAGAUUUGGCGUACGAUAUCAUGUAUGGGUCGUAUUAUUGUUUCACAUGUAACGUGGUACAGCACCCCAACUGAAGGUCUAGGCGCAAGAGAUAAGGCCCCCACGUGAAAAAUGAGGGGAACAUGAAUACCGGUAAUUAAGAGUGACGGAGUGGUCACCCCUACAGUAAAAGCGGACUUGACCUGUCACCCACCCUGGCAGAUGACGGGAGUCACGACUGAUCAUGGUGGUGGGAGGGUUAGGGUUGCAGCAAGGGUUAAGGAUAAUUUUGGCUGGUGCCAAUCGCUGUUUAGCGGUUAUUGCUGCACGGUCGUCCACAGUAUUUUUGGUA
Messenger RNA from Tuber aestivum (summer truffle), 2926 nucleotides. The record is from the annotation of a GenBank genome assembly. Lineage: Eukaryota; Fungi; Ascomycota; Pezizomycetes; Pezizales; Tuberaceae.